UGCGCAUGCGUGACGCGUCUAGGCAUUUAAUCUGACAGAUUUGCUCCGUGAUGAGCGCUGCCUAACUUGGCUCUUUCGGGCCUGUUAGCCUUGCUGAACUAAGUUAUAUUGUGAAUAUUUCGGCAAUAAAGAAUGUCUCUUAACCGGUGCUUUCUAAAGAUUGUAUUAUUAGUUGUUCGUAUGCCGUAAGCAAUCUGUGAUAAAAGUGCAAUCUUUCCAGGGUAGCAACUCGUCGUUGAAUUCCUUUCCGAGCUGAUAUCCAAAGAUCUUGUAUGACAUUGUCUUGCCUUCAAUGAAGCUAAUGCUCAUUAACUCAUUUGAAAGUAUCAUUUCAUGGAAUUCACUGCCUUUCAUGUGAGCGCAAUCUCCUUAUCUCACUAUUUAUGAUCUACAUACCAGUAUAACCUUACAACCUGACAAGAUCUCAUACCAUUCAUUGUUGUCUGAUACGUACUCAACCAUUUGUUAACUUGAAACUGUGUGCCACUUAGUCAUUUUGUUGCCAGUUGUUAUAAAUGUGCUAUUAUUGUCAUUGUUAAAGGUUGUUUCCUGUAAGCCAAUGAGAACAAUAUCAAACUUCAAGCCAAAUCAAACAGAACAAGAAACAACAAUCCAUCAGAAAGCCAGUAUCAUCACAAGCUACUGCUUCUGCUGUCGAAGCCAAAGUUCAAAUUAUCCAAAAAUUAGAGGAUGUCAAAAAGUUAUAGCCAGUGUUAAUUCAGGAAUACAUGAGGGAAGUCUAGGGUUGUGAUUUAAACGUUCCAAAGUUCUUUAAAACCACUACAGUGUUCAUCUGUUGGUGUUUUCAUGCUCUUUCACAAGGGAAUGAUAGUGACAUUCUAGUGUGGAAAACUUAGUCUGUGAUAUUUUUUGACGCUCAAACUUGAGUCCAACAAAGCAAGUGCCAUGUCGACUCAAGGUGCUUCCAGUCUGUGGGGUGGUUCAUCCUCUACCCUAAGUGGACUAGACUCAAACUGGGGUAUAGGGACCCCAUUUUCCUCAGGUGCCAAUAAUAUGAAUCUUUUAGGAUAUGGAGGCAAUAGUAGUCUUUCGAAUAACCAAGGACAUAUGCAAUCUGGUGCAAGUACUCUCGGUGAUUCUAAUCAAGCAAUUGGAAGUUAUAAAGGAGGUUGGGGUGCACCAGGAACACUACCCCCUUCUCAGUCUACAAAUAAACCUGCAAGUUCAAUUGGAAAUAUGCAAGGAUCAUUGCCAGUAAGUGGUGCUCAACCAAAUGGACCUCAGUCAAGUCAGCCGAGCGGUUCGUUCACCACAUCUCAGUCACCAGGGCCUAACAUACCAUCCUCACAGGGUAACAGUGCAUUUGGGAAUGUGGGCUUUCAGAAAAUUCCCACCGGAAAUGCUUCAUCUGGUCUCGCUAUUAAUCCAGCCACAAGUAUUAUGAACAGUGCUAGUAAUGGAAGCAGUGCUCAAAGUUCUGACAAUCUUGGAUCAAGUGGGUGGGGUGUACCAAGUACAACACAAGAUUCCAGGUUAUCGGGAACAAGUAGUUGGGGAAAUCCAACUGGUGCUGAUUGGGAUCAACCAUCCAAUGCUUCUGUGUCUCAGAGCCAGUCUCAACUCCCUCCUACAACUGGCUCACAGUUCCAGAGCUCUGCCCCAGGUGCACCAGCUGGGCAGGACCAGCAACGUCCAAGCUCUUGGGCUCAAGCUGCUGGCAAGGGUUUAAAUCUGCAGGCAAAUAACCCAAACCCGCAGAGCAAUAUGUCUCAAGAAGAAGUGCAACGACAAGCAUUGAUUAGAACAGCUAUAGAAAGUCAUGAUGGAUGGGGUAAAAAACCCAUAAGACAAGAUACUGAGUGGAGCAUUGAAACCUCACCAAAGGUUCAACGCAAAAUAUCCACUGCUUCAGUGGUGCCUGAUCAACAAAAGGGAACAAACAAUAUGUGGAAUAACAAUAAUGGCACAGCAAUAUGGGAGGCAAACAAAGACAACAUGUCAGCUUGGGGUGGAAACCAAUCGGUGCAGGCUCGGGCACCAGGUCAGCCACCAAGCAACUGGCCAGGAACACAACAAAAACCACCAGAUCCUGCUGGAGGAGCACAGUGGGGGGUUGGUGGACAAGGGCAGGCCCCAGGACCAGAUAAGGGCAUGGGUCCAUGGGGAGCCCCUGGAAAUCAAUCAAACACUAAUUGGGGUGGAAGUACUGAGACUGGUUCCUGGGUUGGAAAUUUCGGCAGUUCAACCCCAGGAGCUAGUGGAGGAAUAUCAACCUGGGGUGAUGCUGAUGGUACCUCAAGUUGGGGUGAAGGUAGAAAUUCUGGUGGCAAUGAUGGCACCUCAUAUUGGGGUGAUCCAUCAAUGAAACCACCUGUUCAGCAGCCAAACUGGAAUGCCCCAGGCAGCGGGCAACAGGCAAUAGGGCAGAAUCGAAAAAUGGGAUCUGGUUGGGGUGAUCCAAUGGGACCUCCAGAUCCAAAAAUAGAUGAUGGCACUGGUUUGUGGAAUAGCAAUCCUCAGCCACAGAUGCCAGGUCGUCCAGCAGGGUGGGGAGGAGAUGCUGGAAAUCCACAGUGGAACCCAGGGGCCAUUGGAAAGCCUAAUCCAAAAAUGGUCGGCCAGAACCCAGCUCAAUAUGGAGGAGUGGAUGAACUCAACUGGAAUCUACCAAAGGAAGAUGUUUGGAGUGAGGAAAGCAUGGGAGGCUGGGAUGAUGCCGAUAUGGGCACAUGGAAUGAUACUGCCCAACAAACAAAUUCCUCCUGGAACAGUGCUACUGGGUGGAAUAGAGAAAAAAGAAAUAGUAUUAAGGAUGGUGCCAUUAAAUUCCCGGGCACAACUGGUGGAAACCACCCACCACAGAUGAGGAGCCGACUUCUACAACAGCUCAUGGACAUGGGCUUCAAGAAAGAUGAAGCUCAGCAUGCCCUGAUCACGAAUAACAUGAAUAUACAGAAUGCCAUAUCCGAUCUGUACAAUCGUCGUGGUGCUAUAACCAGUAAGAAAGACGAGUUGGAGAUGGCACGAAUGUCCGGUCUACUUCCAGACGGUAGUGCCUCGGACGACAUAUCAGAUACUCAAUCAGACAGCAAUUCAUUUGUGCCUAAUAUGAAUCCCAUGCAAAAUACUCCAUAUACGAAUGCUCAAUCGAAGAUGCCGAGUCAAUAUCCUUUCAACAACGGACCUAGUCUCAAUCAGUCUAGUCUUGGUUCAAAUAACCCCAGUAUUAACAAUGCUUUACAGCAAAAGAUCAUGCAGAAGUUCCAAAGUCAGCAGCCACCCCCACCGUCACCAUCGAUGAAUUCCAUUAAUCAAGCUCAGGGUCCCAUGGGGCGUGGCCAGCUGCCUGCAGGACAACAGAAUCCCGCCGUCCACCAACAAAUGGCCCAGCAGCAGAUACUCCAGCAGUUGAGAAUGGCAGUACAAGCCGGUCUUAUUAGUCCCCAGUUGUUGAAUCAGCAGUUACCUGCCCCAGUCCUAGUCAUGUUACAGCAGUUACUUCAGCAGCAACAGAAUCUUCAGCAACUUAUCACUACACAACAGAUGCUGCAACAGCCAAAGGUGAACAUGAAUCCACAUGUGCAGCGACAGCAAAUGGAAUCUGUGGCCAGCAGAAUUAACCAGAUCAAACAGCAGAUAUUAAUGCUUCAAAAGAACAUCUCUCAAGCGCAACUGCUGAACAAAACCCAGUCUCAACAGCAACCUCCACACCAACAACAACAACAUCAACAGCCUCCAAUGGAAGGUUCUGAAUCUGCUCUUCAAAAUGAGUUGAACAACUUAAGCAUAUCGUCCACACAGCCUCAGUCCAGGCUCAACCAGUGGAAGCGUCCCACCCCAGACAAAGAAUCUCCCGAGAUUACUCCAGCCACCAGCAACGAGACACCAACAUCUAGUUCAACACCCAUCACUAGCAGCAACUCCGAGGGUGGGGAGUCGCUUAAUAAAACUGUGGGAUCAAAAUCUGUCCAGCAAUCAAACUCACAACCAAACCUUAGAAGAUUUGAUGAACUUGGACUUACACAAUUAGGAGGAGACACUACAUGGUCAACAAGUGCAAGUUCAGCAUCUCAGAACUGGCCAAAUUCCAGUUCUCCAGUCACAUCUGGCAGCUCUGGUGAUGGGGGACAGCCAGAUAAUAAAGAAUCUCAGACCACUACAGUAUCAAGCUCUUCUGGGAACAGUUCAGUGCUCGAUUCCAUGACUUCCAUUCCAGAAUUUGUCCCCGGUAAACCAUGGCAAGGAAUUCCUAAAAAUGUGGAAGAUGACCCACACAUCACACCAGGAAGCUUUUCUCGCUCACUGAGUGUCAACACAAUAAAAGACGAUUACCUUCUCACACUCACCAAAUCAAGUCCAACCAACGAUAGUAACUCUUCAUGGCCAUCAAAACCACCAGGUGGUAACACUACACAGAGCAUGAACAAACCAUGGAGUGCUGGCGAAAGUCUGACCCCAACCAGCUUCACAUCAGAUGUUUGGGGGGUUCCAAAGGGAGCUAUGUCAAGGCCACCACCUGGUCUCCCUCAGCAGAACAAGGGAGGAUGGACUGGUAUGAAUAGACAGCAGUCUUGGGCUGGCACCUCUUCCAGAUCAGAUGGUGGAAGCAACUGGGGUAAUUCAUCGAUAUCCACUGCAUUGCUGCUGAAAAAUCUUACACCUCAGAUCGAUGGGUCAACUCUGAGGACCCUGUGUAUGCAGCAUGGUCCCCUACAGUAUUUCUACUUGAAUCUGGCACAUGGUCAAGCUCUUGUUAAGUACAGGAGCACUGAAGAAGCGAUAAAGGCUCAAAAAUCCCUUAACACGUGUCUGCUAGGUAACACAACGAUUGUUGCCGAGUUUGUCUCUGAGGUGGAGGCACUACGUUUUGUAGAGCAACAAAGUGCCAUGUCUUCUGGCCCUAGUCAGUGGUCCCAGAUGGGACAGCCACGUCAGUCUACUGCCAUCGGCAACCAGCGUCAAGAUACUAGUAUGAGCUGGGGUAUGGCCCCUCCCACCUCUAUGUCUGGUACAGGAAUGUGGGGAAACAGUAGCGUGGGCAGCAGUGGAACAUUGUGGGAUAACAUUGAGGAUAACUCCACACACAACCUACUGGGCAAUAUGUUAGGUGAUAAUAUGUAACUUAUUGUUUUGUUGUUUGUAUUAGAUGCUUUGUUUCAUGUUAAUGACUAUUUAAAAAUAACUAUAUCAUAGUGUUGUAAUUUGUUUCCUUAAUGCAUAUUAUUGAUCUCUUGUAUGCGGGUUAGUUAUGUUUGACAGUUGUGGGAUCACUUGCUCUAAUUGUGUUCUCUUUACUGGUGGCCAUGGCAACAGACACAUAUCACAUGAUGCAAAUAUGUUGGUGCUUGUUGCUUCGAAGAAGUACAGCACAUAUUUUUAUUUUUAUACUUCGGAGGAAGUAUUGAUGUCUUUCAGAUUUUUUCCAUUCGUCUUGUCAGAUAUGAUGUCUGCUAAGCCACGCCGUAAACCAGUCCCCCCGACCUUAGAUGGUUUUCAAGUCAUUAUUUGAAUUUCUGAGAUAUCAUUGUGCAACCUCAAAUGAAUAGACAAUAUAUCAUGAUAAAAUUAUGAUUGUUCUUUUAUGAAAUAUUUAUAUCAUGUUCAUGACGACAAAAAAAAAUUAAAAAACCCCAAAAAAAUCACAUCACAAAAAAAAUCAUAAAAAAUAUAAAAGAGAUAUAUAUGUCAUUUUUAUUGCUAUAUUAUUUGUAUAUGUACAAGAAAAAGUGCAAAUUUUAUUAUCAACUUGUAUAAUUCCUAAUUGUUUGUAUUAUUUGUAAAAUAUUUGUUUAUUUUUCACUGUGUGGAAUUGUUGCUUGUUGGAUGGACAAGCGAACUUCCUGUGAUAAUUUAAGGCCAUAUUGCUUAUCUUAAACUGUAAAAUUUUACGUGCUACAUAUUGACACAUUCUUCGUAUCUCUGUAUGAAUUUUUAAGGAGAUGACUGUUCAAGGGACUGUGUACUACCCCUUUACUUUGAAAGGGGUUGUGCAGUUUUCUUCAAAGUCAACUUUCCAAGAAUCUUGGUAAACGUAUUGAUAAUGGAGGUAACAUUUUACGCCAUAUCUUUAUAUACUACUCUUUAUUUAUAACAUGUACUUGUUGCCGUAACUUUCAUACAAUUAUUAUUUUUUUCAUGUUCUUAAGCUAGUUUCUAUUUUUUGGUGACUAAUCAUGUAUUUCUACUUGCUUGUCCCAUUUCGAAUCGAUACGGAGAUUCAAUCCUGUGCAAUAUGGCUAUUGGGAAAUCUGUUCUCUGUUAAAUGAUUCGUUCGUAACAGUUGAAAAGAGUGAUCAUGUUUAUUGAAAAGUUUUUGAAAUACAAAUUGUAAACGCACAAAAAAAACUCGAAAAAAUACAGAAAAUGUUUACAAUUUGUAUUUCAUUAACAAGCUCUGCUUAAUACUAGAUUCAGCAAUAGAAAAAAAAAUCAUAAAAAAAAUGUCUGUAGAAAAAACGUUGCUGUUCUUGUAUUAAGCAGUAUGUGUUAGUGAUAUUUUAUCAACAUUCUCAUCUUUAUAAAUAGAUCUUGUUGUCCAAAAUGUUCUGGAUGAAACUGGAACCCAAAAAAAAUCUGUGAAAAAAAAACUUAAAAAAAAAAUCCAGUUGUGUCCAGAACUUUUUAAUAUUCAUAAAUUUUAUUUAGAGAGUUAAAAACAAGUAUUUUUUGUUUCAUGCUGAGAGUGAUUCAGUGAACAUAAUCAUAAUUGAUGGUGAAUUGAUUAACUGUUAUUGCAUGAAAUGUUUUAUAUGUGAAAUUGUAUUUUAACACCAGUUGAAAUUAUCCAAAGAUAAUUGGAAAACAAAGUAAUUCCCACAAUUUUUUUUUUUUUUUGGCCUGGUACAAAAAUGUUCAGGCUUUUUGUAUUUGAUGACUGUAUUUUUUUAAAUGUAUUUUGCUCAGGCUUUAACGAGGCACUAGUCUGUACUUGAUAGUUGUGUUUGUGUUAAUCAUUUGUCUUUCCAUGUGAUUGGUAUGGUACUAUAACCCUGUUCAGUGCUAUUUUUAGAGAUGAAAAAAAAACGGAUAUGAGGGCCACCAGUUAGUUAGUUCCAAAUAAAACAAACAGUACUUUUGUUACAUUAAGUACUGCUCACUUUAUAUAUUUGCUAAACUAUUACAUUGAUUAAAAAAAAUAAUAAAUGUUUUGCUCCAUUUAAUUAUUAUUAUAUUAUAAUUAUGUCUCAUACUUUUUAUGUUAAAUGUACACUUGAAAUUUUUCUUUGUUUAUUAUGUUGACUUUUCCAUUAUUUUUUUUCUUUCUUUUGUUUUUCCUUAUUUUUUUUUCCAAGUCAAAUGUUAUUGUGUUAGUUAUUAUUGCUCUUACAACUGCUGUGUGUAUUAUUAUAUUGUCACCUACCUAGAAAAAAAGUAUCAAAUACAAAGCCGGCCAUGUUAUUGUUACAAAAACUACUUAUUUCAUGACUAAUUUACUAGUGCAUUGUGGCACAAGACUGUUUGUAAAUGGCGAUACAAUUCCAUAUUGUAUAUGUAGAAGAUAUGGCAUUAUAUCAAAACUUUAGCUGUAUGAAUUUGUGUUCAAUUUAUUAAGGUGUAUGGGGAGAAGGAAAAGAAGCCUUGUAAUGGAGGUUUAUUUUUCCUUUGUAUAUAGUAACUUAAGUAUUGAAUUAAUGAUAAACCAAUUAAGCUGUGUUUUAUAUCGACAUUGUUUUAUAUUAAUACACAAAAAGUACAUUUACUGGUCAAUAAAAAAAAAUCCGGUUUUCAAAAUCCCCUAUUUAGCCUAGGUUAAUCAAGAUAUUUGGAUCAAAUAUGUUACUUUUAAUACGGACAGGAGAUUUUUUAAUGAGAAUUUUUAGUUGUAAUUUGUGAUAAAAAAAAUUGUUUAAAAACUAUAUAUAUAAUUUUUUUUUUGAAAACAUACAGAUAAUUUACAGAAGAAGGGCAUCUAUAUUUAUGUAGAUCUUAAAACAUAAUGACUUAUCGACAUAAUCAUAGCUACUUGUAUUAAUUGAGUUGUCAUGUGAAAUAUUUUAUGUGAUAUGUAGAUAGUGAUGUAUACUGUUGUCUUUAAAAAAACUGGUGAUGAUUUAUUAUACAUGUACGAGAAGGGUGCAAUUUUAUUGCUUAUCUGGUUUUGAUAUGUUUUAAAAUCGGCUGAAAUUCAAUUUAAAAUUACUUUUUUCUUAGAUUUAAAAGUUUGUGUUUUUUUUAUCAUUAAGGAUCUUGUCUCCCUGAAUUAACCGUCUUACUGACCAGAUAAAAAUUUUACUCCGCAAGUUAAUCAUAUUUUAUAUUUUUAAUAUUUUCAUGCCUUUUUCAUAGGCUUUAAGCUUUAUCUUAAUACGAAACUGUCCAUUGACAAUGCAUAAGUAUAAAAUUGCAUCCGAUUUCAAAGUUAUUUAAUUAAUUGACAAUGAUUUUAAACACAUAAUGCUUGGAUAUUUAUUAGUGGUGCAAAAAAUUUUCUUGUUUUAUAUUUAAGAUAUAAAUGCAUUUGUAGUGGAGUACACAAUUUAAUUUUUUUUUUCAUUUCAUUUUCUUAAAGUGCCAUUGUUUCCUGCUUUCAACGAAAUGUAAUUUUGCAAUGAAGCAUAAUGGUCAUAAAAAAUGUUCAGGAUUAAUAAAAAAAAAAAAGAUCAUAAGCUUUAUUCUAAACGGAAGGUAAUGUUUCUAAAUCCAGAAUAGAAAGUUUAUUUUAAAAAGUAAAAUUAUUAGAUUUGAUAGAAACAAGGGAAGUAACUAUACAAUGAUUAGUCUAUUAAAAUUUUGAAAAACAGUUCAAAGAAAAAAUAGUCAGUUGUGGUAAUAAUGCUUCAUUGUUUCAUUACAUUGAUUUUUAUCUGUAGAAAGAAAGACAGCAUUUGUGGUUUUUUAAAUAAAGACAAAAAAGAUUGCAUAAAAAGAUAUAAAGUAUAGCUUCUUAAAGUUGUUCAAUAUGGAUUUUGUUAUGACAAUAUUUUAAUGAUAACAGGGUCAGAGUAAAGGUUUUUUUGUAAAGCUGCCAGAAUACUCAGUUUCAGGUAUUAGUAUUACUGCAUUAGUCAAAAAAUUUGCAUAAUUGCACUGAGAACACCAGACCUUUACAUAGGCUUAGUUUUUAAGUUAUAAUAUGUUUUUGUCGUAUGUUAAGUAUUACCAAUGUGUUUUAUUUUCUAUGUUAUCAAAUUCACCGUAUUUCACUGUACAAGUGCUAAUAAUAAACAUGUAUUCAGGCUCUAUAGAGAUUCUUGAUAUGCCAGAUAUUUUUAUGUGCUGAUAUUUAUACAAAAUUUCCAUAGUUUUUUUCUUUCUUUUUGUCUUUGUCAUCGAAAAAGUGUGAAAUACUGAAAAAUAGCAAAUUUUUAUUGUUUUUGGGUUCAAAAUGAAAAAAAAAAGACCUCUAUUUUUUUUGAUAUCUGAAUUGGAAUUCAAGCAAGCCUAAUGCCAAAACUCGAUGAAAACCUCAAAAGAUCUGAUAUAUUUGAUAUAACAGCUGUUUUAUAUGGUUAAAAAGGAAUAUUUUAUAUAAAAUCUUAAAUUAAAUGAGAACCUAAUUGUGAAUGCUAGUCUCUAUGUAUUUUUCAGUUAUAUGUGCUAUUAUUAUUGAUAAAAGGAUAUGUAUUUGCUCAUGUAUCAUUGAGCAAUUUAAGCUAUACAUCAAAAAACACGGGCCUUAAAUUGUACACAAACCUUUUAACCAUAUGUUGCUCUGUUUCUUUUAGAGCCAUACAAACAUGUACAUCAAAAAAACAACAAAAACAUAGGCCUUAAGUUAUAUACACAAAUUACUUAAACCAGAGAUUUCAUCAGUUAUUGACAUGACCACAUUGUUAUAUUUAUGCCAUAAGAUUUUUUUUAUCAUGAUUUUUUCUCUUUUUUAUCACCACCAUCUAGCCAAAGCUGAAUAAUCAUGCUAUUUAUAAUUCCAUUUUUUUUUUGUAAUAUUAUGUAAAUGAUACUAUGUGAUAUUUGUUGUAUACUGAUUAUCAAAUUUUUGGUGCUUAGAAAUUGUGUGAAAUUUCUGGCAUGAUUCAUGCAAUAUAGUAAGAUACCAGACUUGUUAUUAUUAUAGUAUGAUAUUAUAGUUAAAACAAAAAUGUCAAUAUCAACAGAAUCUCUGUAUUACCAAAUCUCUAGAUGACAAUGUUUUUAAAGUCCUUUUUCACUGGAAACACGAAAAAUUUACAGCUAAAUUAAAAAAAAAAAUAAGAAAAAUUGUUUGCAACUAGUUUCAUCGUCAGAUGUAAAAUGCUUUUGGUACUAUUUUCAAUUUUAGAUGAUAAACUUGAUAAAAUUAGUUGAAAAGAGACUUGGAAAUUAUUGCUAGAGUACGUUUAGAGGGCUUUACUAUAUUAUAUUUAUAUUAUUGAAUAAAUAUGAUGGGAUCCUCAAUCCAGCUACAUAAUGGCAUCUUCUAUUUGAAAAUCUAUUGUUUUUUUUAUUUUGCCCAUGAAGGGGCAUAUAAUCGUACUGCAGCACGUUUCGUCUGUGAUGAAUAGCGCAUUUGUAUUAUCAAAUCCAGUUUCCAUUUAUUUUUGUGUGUCGUUAUUAAAGGAGAACACUUUGUUGUUUUUUUUUAAACCGUGCAAGGAAACAAUCUUAUCUGCAGGUUAUUUAUUUAAAGCAUUCAUCGAGAUUUUAUCGCCUGUCUGAUUGUGAUGAUUAUAAUUCCAUGUGUUCAUAAUGAUAUAAAAGCUGUGCUCCUGGUCUUAAUAUGUGUGAGAUUUUGAAAAAUUUAAAUAUUUUUAUGUGUAACCCAUUUCAAUAUUUCUGCGGAAGAAAACGCUUACCAACAUUGUUUUUUUUUUGUUCUUUUUUGUCGUAUCAUGAAAUACAGCAUUUUUUCAUUGUAUUGUACUCUGUAACUUGCCAUACACAGGGGCAAUACACAUGUGAUAUUUAUAAAUAUAUAUAUAUAUAUAUCUUAUAAUAUGUAUGAUUAUAUAAUAUAACAUUGUGACCCUCCUGCUUGAAUGAGUGAAAUCUGCAAUCCUGUUGUUAAAACUUUAAAUUUUAUGUCUACAAGAAAUCAGUAUAAGCGGAAGACUGUAUUUUGAUAUAUAUUUAUUUAUAUAUGAAAGAAAAGGGGAACACUGGUGUUCAGGCGAGAAGUAGUAUUCUAAUAGGUGGUAGGGUUAGAGAUUUUGUUGUGUCUCGAGUAAAAAUGGCAAUAGGGUGAUUUUUGUAAGCUGCACUUUAUCUUACUUGGGGUACCUUCUGUUUUCUUGUGUGCAUACAAUUUCAAGCAAGUUUUGUUGUUGUUAAAGAUAGUAUUAAAGUGCAAUGAAUUCCAAAUGUAGAGCUGUGUUCAUUGACAUGCAUUUUGUGCCAUUUUCACCAUACUAGCAUAACGGGGGAGUCUUUUAGAAGUAUUAAUGUUGUCCAGCUACAAUGACUUGAGAGACACAUGAUCCUGUUGUGUGAAUAUCUUAAUGUGCCUUGAAACUUUCUAUGACAAAAAAAAGAAAAAAAGAAAAAAACAAUACUGAAGUUAGAUUAACCCAAAAAAUAAAAGUGCAUAUGUGUUGAUUUUCAUACUGCUGUUAACAAAAAGCAUUGUCCUUAAGUUUAGACAGGGACUAUAUUAAUAAAGAAUUUUGUCCGAAAGCAGGUAUAAGUUGAAACUGCUUGUAGCUUGGGUAAAGUCAAUAAAAAUUCAGGAGUUAGUAUUUCACUGCUUUAGUUUACUUAUUUAUUAUUGAAUGAUUUAUUUUAUAUUCAAUGAAUUGAUUUUUUAGAAAAUGUAUGUUUCAUAUAGAAAUGUUGAAAGACUGCAGAUUUUGCUCAUUUUUGAGCGGAGGUAUUGAAAUUGAAAACAAUUUUACUCUAUGUCAAAUCUUGUCAUAAUAUAGUGGUUAGUUGAUUAAACUGUUCAUAUUAGAUUGACGGAGGGGAUAGCAAGAGGUUGCGGAAUUCUGCAGCGUCUUAUUUUUUGGUUCAUGUACAGUUCUCAUUCUAGUGAUUAAUAUAUUUUGUGUUGUCAAAUAUUAUUAUUGAUUAUUAUUAUUAUUAUGUGAAACAUUCUCAUUUAUAUGUAUGAAGAUUAAUUAACUUGUGAUGCAUUAUUAAAUGUUUUUAGUCAGGACUUGCAAUGCAAUACAAAAUACCGGGAGUCCCCCCAAAAAAAUAUCCAUAUUCUAGGAAUCUUUAUCACAGUUUUAUAUAUUUUAUAUGAACUACGCUUUUUUGUGUGUGUAAAUUUAUAAGUCUGCAGGCUGAUGAUUGUUUAAGAGAGGGGUGAUGGUUUUAACUUGUUUCAUUGUUUUAACAAGUUCUGGGUUGUUGAGAUUUAUUUUGUAUCUAGUUUGAUUAAAGGCCUGUCUUUUACUUUUUGUAAGCAACAAAAAGGAUCAAAGGUUUUUUAAGGGUAUGUUUGUAUAAUAUUAUUAUAUGCCUAGAAUAGGAUAAUAAAAAAAUCUGUAAAAAAAAUUCUCCGUACGGUUUUUAGGUAUUGCAUUGUGAGAAUCCUGUAUGCUAGUGUAUCCUUGUAAACUGUGAUGAUGAAAUCUUAGUCUGGAAUGUGUUACACUCAGCUGUUUUAAUCAAAGGAACGAUUUAUAACCUCAGAUAUUUGAGCCGCAUCACGACAAAACCAACAUAGUGCGUUUGCGACCAGCAUGGAUCCAGACCAGCCUUCGCAUCAGCGCAGUCUGAUCAGGAUCCAUGCUGUUGGCUAUCAGUUUCUCUACUUGUAAUAGAGUUGUCAAGCGAACAGCAUGGAUCCUGAUCAGACUGCGCGGAUGCGCAGGCUGGUCUUGAUCCAUGCUGGUCGCAAACGCACUAUGUUGGUUUUGUCAUGACACGGCUCAAUUUUGUGUCGGAGUGUUUUUUUUGGAAGAAAUUCAUUUAUUACUCCCCCCAAAGAAAGGUUGAUGUUUCAUUUAGUGCUUCACACCUUGCACCAUGAUUGCUUUAAAGUGUAAAUAAAGUCAUUUAAAACAAAAUUUUACUCAAACAACUUGGUAAUAUUAAAAAUAAAAAACAGUAAUAUCCAAAAACAAUGUUACAAGGUAAUAGAAAAUUAAUCCAUAAAGUAUGUUGCAUGAUAGUAUGAUGUAAAUUUCAUUAAAAUAUAUGUCGGAAAGUUUGAUUAAUCUGCGGAGAAUAUUUGGUUAACUUUAGAGUUAUAAACCCUUGAUUGGAUUGGAUUGGAUUUAAAUGAGAUCAUACCGAAAUUUCAGAAAAUUUAUGCUCAAAGUAAUAGUAAUACACAAAAAGUUUGAGUAAAAGGUGUAAAUUGCUAAAAGAAACUUCAACUGGAGUAAACAUAAUAGAAAUGAUAGCUGUAUAAAUUUAAUGUUGUUUACAACAGAUAACAGAAUUGUUCUGUUGGCCAAACAUAUUUUUUCUUCAGUUUUUAACAUUCCUUCAAUAUAUCUUCAUAGAUUGUUGUUUUGUUAUCAUAAAAGUAGUGUGUGUGUACACAGUUUGUGUAUCCAUAGUCCUGUUUAGUUUUGAAUUUUUUUUUUUUUAUUAUUUUUCUCUGACAGCAUAUCAAUCUUGAUACAUUAAACACUGUGUAUGAAUGAUGAAGAGUUGUGGAAUUUAUAUUACAAAGGGUCUGUGUACAAUCUUCAAAGAUGUAUUGAAGUAAAUGAUUUCAUUCAUGGAUUGAGGUAGAAAUUUUGGAAAGAAUUUUGGCAGCAAUUUGAACCGUUGUGGUAAAAAUUAAGUGAUAACAAAAGUAGGACAUGACAUGUAUAUUGUGCUCGUAGAAUCGCUUUGGACUUGUAUUAUGAAUAAAUCUUUACCUCAUCAA
This is a messenger RNA of Ruditapes philippinarum (Manila clam), 13663 nucleotides long. RefSeq names its product trinucleotide repeat-containing gene 6C protein-like. Gene Ontology annotation, biological process: positive regulation of nuclear-transcribed mRNA poly(A) tail shortening; miRNA-mediated gene silencing by inhibition of translation. Gene Ontology annotation, cellular component: P-body; nucleoplasm. The coding region runs from base 907 to 5082 and encodes 1391 amino acids. Gene Ontology annotation, molecular function: RNA binding; protein binding. Lineage: Eukaryota; Metazoa; Mollusca; Bivalvia; Venerida; Veneridae. The transcript is spliced from 15 exons. The record is from RefSeq and is a predicted model, not a curated record.